Messenger RNA from Saccostrea echinata, 6366 nucleotides. Its product is annotated as methylcytosine dioxygenase tet3-B-like. The record is from RefSeq and is a predicted model, not a curated record. Gene Ontology annotation, cellular component: nucleus. Gene Ontology annotation, biological process: oxidative demethylation; positive regulation of transcription by RNA polymerase II. Lineage: Eukaryota; Metazoa; Mollusca; Bivalvia; Ostreida; Ostreidae. Bases 109 to 3834 code for a protein of 1241 amino acids. Gene Ontology annotation, molecular function: DNA 5-methylcytosine dioxygenase activity. The transcript has 10 exons.
GUGACUUGUCUGUAUUGGCCUGAUUUGCAUACGAGCCGAGAGAGCUAGGUGGGAGAGGGGAGCGCCUAUGUAAUAAGGGUUAUUUCAAUGCAGAUGAAUUAGUUUUGAAUGGAGGGCUGGGCUGGGAACCGUGAGAAGCAGGGACUGGAUUGUAGUAUAGAAGGCUCGUAUUGGGCUCAGUAUGGCAUACCCCAGGGGAUGGAGCAAGCUUUAAAGGACCCAAGCUGGGUUACACCUAGUAAAAUGAAGAAACUGGAAGAGGCAGAAAUGGACAGGCUCUUGAGUCAAAGUAACAACCAGCAGCAAGGAACUGGUCAAUCAAAAGAAUGGUGUAGAUCUCCUGGCAUGAAGAACAGUUUAGAGAAACCUCGUAUGAUGGCAGCACCCCCGAAUGGAUUUUUCUCACAUCAUCAAUCAUUGGUGAAUCCGCAUUACAGUAAUGGAUUUCAACAGUAUCUCAUGGAGCCACCAGGAGCAGCAAAUUUCAUUGCAACAUUUUCUUCGGCUCUGCCAUCUCAGAGCUCCCCUCUCGGAUUCUCGGUAUCUCAGACUAGAACGACACAAUCAAAUCUGACCCCAUUUAGCAAUUUUCCCUUUUCAAAGCCCAACAAUCUGAACAUGCCCUUUCCCCUCUCAUCUCUUCCAAAAAAUGACCCCUACAAUUUCUCCGAUGAGUUGUCGCUGAAACGUAAAUUAGAAGAUAAUUAUGGGCAAGUUCCUAAAAAGAAGAAAGUGAAAAACAGUGGAGAAAAAUUGAAUGGACAUGUAGAUAAAAGUAAUUUAAUUAAAACCAAAAAUGUCAAAAAAGUUAUCGAGACUAAUGCUCUCUCACUGAAUGAAAUCGAAGACAGAGUGCAAAAUAUUUUGAAAUCAAUACAAAGAGAAUGUAGUUUUAAGGAACCAAAAAAUGUGCAAUUGAAUAAUAUACAUAGUCAUUCCACUCAAGAAAAGACCAAAGAGGAUACAAAUGGCUCAAAUUCUGUGGACAUUUCGAAAGCAAAGGGUGAAACCAAAGUAAAUAAUUUAUCAGAAAUACCUAUGAAAAGUGCUGAAGAAAUUCAACUUGAAAAACUGAUGGGUAAUUCUAUGGAAAUGGAGGGUCGUAAAACUCCACCAAACUGCUGCACGAAUUGUGAGAAACUUGGAUUCCGAAACUCCCCUCAGUGUCUCAAUAAGCGUUCAGGAGCAGAAGUGGAUGUUUACGACUUUGAGGACGACGACGAAGAUGUCUCAAAUCACUCAGAUCCCAAAAAUCGCUCAAGAAUCGAGGCAGCAAAGGCCAAUAUAUUUAAAACUGAACAUCAGGAAAAACAAGGUGAUGAAAUUAAGGUCGAAUUAGAUAAUCAUGAUUCAGAAAAGGAAAAUUUUUGUGAAAAUGAAAUAUGCGACGAGUCAACAACGUUUACUACAAAAUUACAAAAAUCUGAUCUCAAAGACGAAGGUAGUGCCAAACUGGAUCUACUCUCUGAACACAUUAAUAAGCUGAAAGGGACGGUGACAGAGGAUGAGGAGCACUUGGAUAGACUCAGGAAAAACAUUAAAUCUGAGAUGCCGAUGUGUAGCUGCAGGGGCCCAGAUUAUAUUCCCACAGAGGAUAAUGAGGGUCCUUUUUACACACAUCUUGGAGCGGCGCGAAGUAUUCAAGCUGUGAGGGAACUCAUGGAAAAGAGAACUGGGGAGAUGGGGAGAAGUAUUCGUAUAGAGAAGAUCCGCUAUACUGGAAAAGAAGGCAAGAGUUCACAAGGCUGCCCCAUAGCCAAAUGGAUCAUCCGUCGAUCUGGAGCAGAAGAAAAGUACUUGUGUGUCGUAAGACAGAGGCCUGGUCAUUUCUGUGAAACAGCAUGCAUUAUAACUGUCAUAGUAGCAUGGGAAGGGGUGCCCCAGAAUACCGCUGAUGAUCUCUACCAGUAUCUCAGAACAUCACUUCCUACGAACGGCUUCGAAACAGAAAGAAGAUGUGGUACCAAUGAAAGAAAAACCUGUGCCUGUCAGGGUAUUGAUCUGGUUAGACGUGGAGCCUCUUUCUCCUUUGGAUGUUCAUGGAGUAUGUAUUACAAUGGCUGCAAGUUUGCUCGAAGCAGGGAGGCUAGGAAAUUUAAGCUCAAAGAUACAUCAAAGGAAGUUGAACUUGAAGGGAAGCUACAAGACCUAGCGACAAAGAUGGGUCCACUGUAUAAAAAGAUGGCCCCUGAUGCUUAUUCUAACCAGACAAGGUUUGAAGACACAGCUAAGAUGUGCCGUCUUGGACACGAGGAAGGGCGGCCAUUUUCUGGGGUGACAGCAUGUGUUGAUUUUUGUGCUCAUGCACACAAAGAUCUGCACAACAUGAACAAUGGGAGUACAGUGGUUGUGACUCUUACAAAACAUCGAGGUCUUGGAAAGCCUGAUGAUGAACAGCUUCAUACACUACCAUUACACGUGAUGGAUAUGACAGAUGAACAUGGCAGCACUGAAGCUCAAUUUGAGAAAGCUAGGAAUGGUUCUCUGGAAGUGCUUCAGUAUUAUCCUAUGGAAGCCAGAAUGCGAGCUGUGCCCUUAACUCCCAAGAAAAAGAAGGGAAAGAAAGGAGGCUCAGUGCCUGCCAAAAAAGGAAGACCAUUCAAAAACCCAGAAAAUGCCCAGAAAUCUUCCUCUUCUCCCACUGAUCAAAAGCAGAAUAGUGUUCAGGAUGGAAACAGGGGUCCCUCUUUGCCUAGUAAAUUCUCUUUCAAUGAAAACAAACAGUUCUUAACUUAUGAAGAUAUGAUGAAACUAUCUGAAGAGCCAGGUUUUGCCAAUAUGUAUGAUUCUUUUUGGAAUUAUUUCUACAAGUUUGGAACAUUCCCUCCCCCAAAUUUUCUACAUUCAAAUGAACUCAGAAACCAAAUGGCCAGUAUAACUCCAUCUGUGAUACCUACUAAUUUAUCAUCGGACUCCAUUAAUACUCAGGGUCAUCCCCAUGGUGCUGAGAAGUCAUAUCAAGGUCAAGGUCAACCUCCACCUCAAACCCUUGACCCCAACACCAGGCAGCAGCCAGAAACCCCUCUUGACUUGUCAUCCUCAGGGUCUACAUCACACCUCAAGGCAGCAAUUCAUGAAUCUGCAACUUAUGCACCAUCAAGUCAGUCACCUUUGGACAUCUUGUCAGACGUUGUAUCUAUGAUGCCCUACUGCAACACAAGUCUACCUCAAAACAAUUACAGCAAAGAUCAAACUCUGAAUCAACAACAUUCCAGCAAUUGUGAACAAGCGUUCAACGAUACAGAGGUUUCACCUGAGUCACUUCGGCAGUCAUUCGAUGACAAAGUAAAAGAAGCAGAAACUGCUGGUAGCCACAUGAGAAUUCUUGAUCCUACAGUCGUCAAAUGCGAGAUGGAAUAUAAUGAAAAUGCUUUCCGUGAUCCAGAGAUAGGAGGAGUGGCCAUCGCUUUGCAGCACGGAGCAGUAUUGUUUGAAGUGGCCAAAAGAGAAUUACAUGCCACCACUGGUUUACGAAAUCCAAAUCGGUAUGAACCUACAAGAAUCAGUCUCGUAUUUUAUCAGCACAAAAAUCUAAACUACAAGAACCAUGGCUGGUAUGAACACGAGAAGAAGUGCGAGAUGCUGAAACAGAAACGUCUGGAGAAGAUGCAUUUGGAAACUAAUAAUUUAGUACCGGAUAGUGUGAAAGAAGGAGAGAAGAAGAAAGGAAAGAAAGAGAAAAAAGUGGAUUUUUCCAAGACGUCUGCUGCUCAGUACAAAUACAUGCUGCAAGCACCUGCAGCUAGUGCUGUCACUCUGACCACAGACUCGGUCAUCACAAGAUGGAUUGAUCCCCAGCCUAUGGUGACUGGUCCUUAUCAGAGAUGGGUUUGAAUUGUUUACGAUCUGUAGAAUUACAAUUGGCUGGAAAUUAUUAUUUAUAUUCAUAAGUGCAGGAACAAACGAACAUUUUUUUGAACAAAAAAAAGCCUUUCAUCUACUUAAAUGGAAUUUCACCUCCAUUUAUUGCAAGGAAAAAAAAAAUGUUUGAUAGAAAACGAUUUUCUCUAAAAGUGUUCAUUAACUGUUUUCUUAAAUGUUUUUUUUUAAAGGAUAUACAUAUAUUUUGAUGUUUUUUGUGCUAUUAGGUGGCAAAAAUUUAUGCUCUCAGCCUUCAGAUAUAUUGUUCAGGAUAACAACAUCGUAUUUAUUACAGAUACAAAUUCAUAUAGGGCAGCAGAUUCAGUAUUGUUGUGCAUGUACAAAGUAAGAAUACAUGUGUACUGAAUGCAGGUGAAUUUUAUACUUGAUUUAUUAAACAUGCAAUACAUAUAUCAAUUUUGUAGAGUAUCACCUAAUAUUGUAUUAAAGAUCCUAAAAGAUGUAUAGGGGUUUAUGAUGAUUACGGUAACCCAAAUUUAAGGGUAUCACUUAUAGAUAAUAUAUACUGAUAUUUCUGCUGAUACAAAGUAAUGCUGCAUGUUCUUAUUUUUUGUUAUUUUAUAUUGAGGUGUUGCAAUUGAAGUUGUUCUGUACUGAUGUUUUUUUUUUCUCUUGAAAAUUUUUCAGAUUAGUGCAUUUAACUUCUGAAUUUUUGCUUGCUUUUUAAGUGUUGAAAAUAUUAAAAUAUUUAUAUUUAUUUAUUUUCAUGAAUGGAUCUUAUGUGAAAAUUGGUUUAAAGAAUUCCAACAGUGAUUUCUUCAAAUGUAAGAGAAAAGUGCACCUUUUGGCAAUUUUUCUAUUUUAUCUUGUUUGUUUAGAAGUAGAAUUUUUGUUAAGUUUAUUAAUUGUUUUUUUUUUUACAUUUUUGCUUCAGUCUUAAGUCUGUGAUUUUAUUUUGGGCAACAGUUGAAAAGCCUUGUACAUGUAAAUGAAAUGUUAUCUAAAUAAUCAAUUUUUAAGACAUAAUGAAUGGAUUUUACAAUAAUUAUCUUAAAAUAAUAUGUACAUAGAAUAUUUUGUAUAUAGUAUUCAUAUUAUUUUAUUAAUGAGUUCAGAAUUCCCAUGUUUAUUGACCAUUCUCAGGGAAAUGUAAACUUUUUUUUUUUUUUACAUCAGCCUACCUGCUGAUUAUGCCAGUUUAUUUAAAUCACUUUAUAGUUCUGUGAUUUCAGAAUGCUGUAAGCAAUAUGCUAUGAUAUUCUUAACAAAGUGCUAAGCUGCAUAUAGGUACUAUUUUUUUAAAUCUGCUUUUUUUCCCCUUUUGCUAUUUUGUCUCAUGUUUUCUGAGAAAAAUUCUGUUUAAAGUUCAACAAAUUAUUUCUUUAUUUAAGAUGAUAAAAUUUCUUCUCCAUUAUUAUGUAAAAAGAACUCUAAUGCUGAAAUCCAUUUGUGAUACACUAUAAUAUCAACAUUCCCCGAUUAAAAUUUUAUUAUUUUAGAAAAUUUAUUUAAUAUACAAAAUGUAGGGCAAUAUAUUCAUGUUACUCUUUAAAGGACAGAUAAUACAAACAAACAAACAAAAAUUGAUGUCUGGAUUGAUAUAUAUUUUUGGGCUUAUUUUGGUUAUAAAUGAUACAAAUAUCACAUUUCUAAAAUAUUAAGAAAUUGUCAACUUUUUAUGAAGUUCCAAAUUCUGCCUUCCUUUCUGCAGUAAUCCCUAUAAAUCUAUCCAACGUUUCAUCACUUUUAUAGGACAUUAUUGUGAUAUUAAAAUCUUUAUGGUUUUAAGUUAUUCAUUUUAUUUAUAUACAAAUGACUUUUCUUAUUUUCAUGAUUUUUGAAAAAAAGUUUGUAUCAUCUGUCCUUAAAAUAAUUGCUUUGUGGUCUGAUAGAGUGAAUAUGAAAGACCCUGAUUUUUUUUCUCUUAUGUACAAUAAUUGGGUGAGUGGGGGUGAAAUGUUUGGCUGAAGUAUUAUUAUUUUUUUAUUCUUGAUAGUGCUUUACUGACUUUCACGAUUUGUCUCAGGUUAAAAUGACUGUCCUUUUGGAUCAGAGAAUGAUGUAAAAUCUAUUGCUGAUUACAAGUGGAAUCAACAAUAUUUAAUUUAUAAAAUCUAACUUAUAAAAAGUGCCCUUUUAUGUUUUUUUUUUAAGUAUCAUUUUUUAUGAAAAAAGCUUUUGUGUAACAUGUGAAUUGUAAACGUAGUGACUAGGCAGACAUUAUAGUAAUUUGUGUGGAACUUGAAUAUUGUGAAAAUUGUUUGUGUUGUUAGUGUGCACAGAUAUCUAAAACUUGUAAACAUUGAUUAAUGAGCAGCAGUUCAUCUCUUUUUGAUAAAUAUGGACAUGAUGUCCAAAUAUAUUAUACAGAAUAUGGUUUAAACCGUAAUGGAAAUAGCUGUUUCUCAUAAAUAUUUGUAUGUUAGUGUAGAUAAUAUAAUUUAAUGGAAGUAUAUAUUGAUAUAUAUGACUUAAUUAUUAACAGUCUAUAGAUUUAAACAGAAUCGUGGUUCUGUUUUGUCCAAUAAAAGUCAUCAAAAUGAA